Messenger RNA from Zootoca vivipara (common lizard), 2184 nucleotides. RefSeq names its product G protein subunit beta 2 (gene GNB2). Gene Ontology annotation, molecular function: protein binding. Gene Ontology annotation, biological process: signal transduction. NCBI's taxonomy places the organism in Eukaryota, Metazoa, Chordata, Lepidosauria, Squamata, Lacertidae. The record is from RefSeq and is a predicted model, not a curated record.
GCCGCCGCGCGCCUGCCUCCGAGAGGCGAGAUCUAGCGCGGCCAGAGCGCGAUCCUUCCGCCGCUGGAGCACCAGCAGCAGUAGCAGCAGCGGAAACGAGUCCCUACCCCCACCCCUCCUCCUCCUCCUCCCCCCUUGCCCCCCCAGCAAGGCGGCGGCGGGGCUGCUGCAGCAGCAGGAUUGCGGCCAGCUGAGAGGGGCUGCUGGCCAGGCCCCCCGCGCCCAAAUCCACCAUGAGCGAACUGGAGCAGUUGAGGCAGGAGGCGGAACAGCUGCGGAACCAGAUCAGGGACGCCAGGAAAGCAUGUGGGGACUCCACACUGACCCAGAUCACAGCUGGCCUCGAUCCGGUGGGCCGGAUCCAGAUGCGGACGAGGCGCACAUUACGGGGUCACCUGGCGAAGAUCUACGCCAUGCACUGGGGGACAGACUCCAGGCUGCUGGUUAGUGCCUCCCAAGACGGGAAACUGAUCAUUUGGGACAGCUACACCACAAACAAGGUCCACGCCAUCCCUCUGAGAUCGUCGUGGGUGAUGACUUGUGCCUACGCCCCUUCUGGGAAUUACGUGGCCUGUGGCGGCCUGGACAACAUCUGCUCCAUCUACAGCCUCAAGACCCGGGAAGGGAACGUGCGGGUCAGCCGGGAACUCCCUGGACACACAGGCUACCUCUCCUGCUGCCGGUUCCUCAACGACAACCAGAUCAUCACCAGCUCCGGAGACACAACUUGCGCCCUGUGGGACAUUGAGACAGGCCAGCAGACCACCGCCUUCACGGGCCACAGCGGGGACGUCAUGUCGCUGUCUCUGGCCCCCGACAUGCGGACCUUCGUCUCGGGCGCCUGCGAUGCCUCCAUCAAGCUGUGGGACAUUCGGGACAGCAUGUGCCGGCAGACUUUCACGGGGCACGAGUCCGACAUCAACGCCGUCUGCUUCUUCCCCAACGGGAACGCCUUCACCACGGGCUCGGACGACGCCACCUGCCGCCUCUUUGACCUGCGGGCCGACCAGGAGCUCAUGAUGUACUCCCACGACAACAUCAUCUGCGGCAUCACGUCCGUGGCCUUUUCCCGGAGCGGGCGCCUCCUCCUGGCCGGCUACGACGACUUCAACUGCAACAUCUGGGACUCCAUGAAGGGUGACCGGGCGGGGGUCCUCGCCGGCCACGACAACCGCGUCAGCUGCCUGGGCGUGACGGACGAUGGGAUGGCCAUCGCCACCGGCUCGUGGGACAGCUUCUUGAAAGUGUGGAACUGAGCCCCCUUGCUCUGCCUUCGGGGGUACGGUGUGGGGAGGUAGAGAAGCAGGAGGAAAAGCCCUUGACAUCCCCCCUUCCCCCCCAAAUAAUCCAGCCUCUGCCCCCCCUCCUGCCGCCUUGAAGGGGGCCCUGUGGCCUUGAACCCCACAAACACUUCCCCCCCUUUUCUUUUUGCCGUCCCUUUUAUUUUUCCCCUGCCCCCUUUUUCAAAUAACGAUGAUGUCCCGACCGGGCCAGAUUUCCGGCACGGAGGAGGAAGAGGCUGAUUUCUCUAGCAGUAACACACUUUUUUUGGAGGGGGGGGGCUGUCUAGGCCGCGCUUGUCUCUCCUGUAGAAAGGAGCAGAGCACAGGGGAGCUUGAGUUCAGUUUAAAUGAAGGGGUGGGGGGGCUUAUCCUUGGGGUUGAAGGGGUCCAAGGUGUGUCUUCUUGCACCUUUCCCCUCCUCCUCCCAAGAAGCAAAAUUGGGGGGGGGGAGGGAGAAAAAGAGCCAAGGCCACAGCAGUCUCCGGGCCUUCCAGCAGCGGACAUGUCUUUUUGCAGGGGAAGGAAAUUGGGGGGGCGGGCGGGGGGAGGCAGAGAGACUCCUAAUUCUUCCCCUCUCUCUCUCAAGCCCAAGAGAUAAUCCCCUUCACUCGCAAGCAGGGGAGGCCCCGAUCCGAGGCAGGCCCAAAUCUGCAACCUUUCGUGUCCUCUCUUGUUUCCCUCACUUCCCCCCCCCCUUUUCAACCUCCUCCUUCCCGGUGGUGCUUUCGAUGACUUCGUGGCAGCCGUGGCCUUGUUUCCUCCUAAUCCGUGGCUGGUUUUUGUAAAAAAGAGGAGGAGGAGCGUGGCGGUGCUGGGGGAGCCCACGCCCCGGCCGUGGUGGGGGGGUCCGUGUGUAAACCUGUAAACAACAGAAAACCCAACAACGACGUGUCUGCCGUUU